GAGCAGUUGGUCCACUUCUGCAUGGUACCAACGGAGAGAUCGGGAGCAUCCACCCCGUGUUGCCGGAAGACGGGCGCGGACAGGGACACCUGCUUCGCCAGCCGAGCCCCCUUCCCCAACCACGACCGUGAAGUCCACUUCCUCAACCUGGCCGAGGUGUGCCUGCCGGACUUGGAUGUUCUCUGCCGUUCACCCAUUGAGGUGCCCAAGGAAGGACCGACAAGUAUCCUGGUGAACGGGCUACGGAAGAAUUGCUGCAAAGGGCAAACUGCAGCAAAGGCUAUGAAAUGUGCAUUGGGACAGAGAGUCAGGUUUGCGGACGAGGUGUGCAAGAAAGAGGCCAAGAAGUGGAGUGAUACACAUGGCUGCUGCAAAACGACCGGCAGCGCGUGCAUUGAUACCAGGUACCUUACAAAUGUGAAGGUGAUUGCAAAGACUCCCAAUGACAUUAGGCUGAAACACUUCUGAGUCCGACGCCAACUCCGUCACUGGGAACAUCCCGCCAAACUGCAUCCCGGAAUCUGAAGACAAGACACAGAGUGCUGGAGUAACUCAGCGGGUACUCCCUCUAUCAAACACAACUGAGAUUUCCCAGUGAGUUUCUAUCACCAAGACCCUUCCUCAGACUGAGAGCCAGGAUAAAGGGAAACGAGAU
This is a messenger RNA of Leucoraja erinaceus (little skate), 655 nucleotides long. RefSeq names its product extracellular matrix protein 1-like. NCBI's taxonomy places the organism in Eukaryota, Metazoa, Chordata, Chondrichthyes, Rajiformes, Rajidae. The record is from RefSeq and is a predicted model, not a curated record. Gene Ontology annotation, biological process: signal transduction; regulation of bone mineralization. Gene Ontology annotation, cellular component: extracellular region. The transcript is spliced from 3 exons. Bases 22 to 468 code for a protein of 148 amino acids.